CGCCAGGAUGGGCGGGGCGGAGUCACCGCGAGGUUUAACCAGGGGCUGGGGAUGGAAAAUUGAAACCGCACCAGCCCGAAAGCCGGGAAUGAGUCAGAGUUUUCAUGGGGCCUUAAAGGAGCAGGACGGUCGCUCCUGAGCUGAUCGGCUGGAGAGUCCGGAGCAGGGUGUGCAGGGAGCCAGGGCCAGGACCCCCACCCCAGCUCGGCUUCGCUGCUGCUGAAUCGGACCCGGUCACAGAGAGGAGCCGACCCCAGCCCAGCGCCUGCAGCAGCGUGUGCAGCCUGAGUGUCGCUGAGAGAGACCAUGGGGCCAGCAGCUGGACCUGCUUGGAGUGAAGAGCCGCUGCAGGAGUGGCCUGUUGAGGGCAAGGGACACCUGGAGACUGGAGGGGAGCCAGACCCUCGUUGUAACUACAAGAAACGUACAAUUGUGCUCGCAGUUGCCCUCGCAAUCAUGUUGUUAGUUCUCAUCAUUGUCCUGGCAGUGUGGAUACCUCAGCUUCUGUCAGCUGAUCUGGGCCCCCCUGCUGGCCCCGCGUGCCCAGACGGCUGGAUCGGAUACCGAGGGAAAUGCUACUAUUUCUCUGAGGCCAAAAGGAACUGGACCUACAGCCUGACCUACUGCUCUGCGCUCAGCGCCUCCCUGGCUGAGAUCAACAGUGAGCAGGAAAUGGCUUUCCUGCUGCGCUAUAAAGGCACAUUUGACCACUGGAUCGGCCUCCGGAGGGACCCUGGGCAGCUCUGGAAAUGGGCCAAUGGCACCAAAUUCAACAACCUGUUUGUGAUAAGAGGAGGAGGAGACUGCGCGUAUCUGAAUGAUGAGAAUGGGGUCAGCAGCUUGCGAUGCAGCAGUGAGAGACACUGGAUCUGCACCAAACCUGAUGCAUUUACACAGGCACAGGAGGCUGCCGUGGUAGGGGGCUCGUAAGGAGAGUACUGUGGAAUUAGUCCCGGAAAAGCCAGACUGAUCUCUUUACAAGAUGACAUCUGAGCAAUUCUGGAAUAUCGAGGAAUGCUCUGCGCAUCACUGGGCAGAGCACUGUGGAUUCAGGUGAAAACCAGUGAUGGUAUUUGCACAUCUUGUCCCCCCCACCCACGCCGUCUCUUUUUCCGCCAGUGCAACGGCUCAAAUCCAGCCUUUCCAACCCACCUCAGCUGCACCAGGAACUCUGCCUAACUGAGCCAAGGCACCAGCCUCAGCUUUCACUGCCCUGACAUUCCCCCACAGAAGCUUUUCACUACAGAAAAUUAUCUAUGGAAUCUUUGAAAAAUAUUCUUCGUUCCCAUUUGGUGGUCUGGAAUAGAGCUGAGGGGGGAUGUUCUACAUUCCCGCGCCCCCCCCCCCCCUCGCCCCUCAGGAAUUUUUUAACAAAGUUCUUUUAUGGGUCAGUUUUUGGGGUCUUUUGGAAACCCAAUUGAUUUUGAAGUUUACAGGUUUACACCUCCAGUUCCUUUUUUUUUGUUGUUGUUGUUGCCAGAUAUUGCUUUGGAUAAAAGCAUGAACGUUUUAAACUGGUUUUAAUUUUCCAUUUUUAGUUUUAAGAGCGCUGCACCUGCCAAGGGAGUAGACCCCCUGUUACACUCCUUGUGGGAUACCUAGGGCCUGGAACGUAGGAGUAAGAGGAGAAAUGUCUGUUCUCUCCCUUCCUGGAGCCCAGUGGGUUUGAAAAGGGCAGGGAGGGGAUCGGUGUGACACAGACAGACCAGGUGCCAGGUCAUGCCAAAGUCCCCAUGUCUCAAGGGGACCCUGAGAAAUACACAGCUGGGAUCAGGCUGGCUCACCUGUGUGUUAAGAUAGGUAUUAGCGUUAUAAGACUGUGUUCAGCCUUUAUUGAAUGCUUGUGAGCUGCUGCAGCAUUAAUCUAAUUUCUUCUGACCUCUGUAUCCCACAUUGUAAGGUAAUAUUGGAGCAUUUGUUUUGGCAGCCUCUGUGACUGUGUAAAUCACCAGACAGGGGAGUGAAUUAAGGCAUUAAGGAGUGUGAAGUGCUGAUCUCCA
Molecule: messenger RNA, 2000 nt
Organism: Chelonia mydas (Green sea turtle)
Lineage: Eukaryota; Metazoa; Chordata; Testudines; Cheloniidae
Product: C-type lectin domain family 2 member D-like
Exons: 6
Coding region: 307-930 (207 amino acids)
Source: RefSeq, a predicted model, not a curated record